This is a messenger RNA of Rotaria sordida, 229 nucleotides long. The record is from the annotation of a GenBank genome assembly. NCBI's taxonomy places the organism in Eukaryota, Metazoa, Rotifera, Eurotatoria, Philodinida, Philodinidae.
AUAUGAAGAAAAUCAAUUUUGUAAUAAUAUAUCUCGAUAUUUAUCAUGAAAGAUGCCUGGCAUUGAACAAAGAUUAGAAAAUUAUGAUUUAAUUCCAUUAUUUGGUUAUGAUCUUAUAAAACAUUGUUCAAAAAGAAAAGGUACAUUAGUUGCUUAUCCAAUUGAAAUAUGUAUUCGUCUAUUAGAAAAUAGUUUAAAUGAAGAAGGUCUUUUUCGUAUUGCACCAUGA